Symsagittifera roscoffensis is the source of this 656-nucleotide messenger RNA. RefSeq lists its product as uncharacterized. Gene Ontology annotation, cellular component: plasma membrane. Lineage: Eukaryota; Metazoa; Xenacoelomorpha; Acoela; Convolutidae. Gene Ontology annotation, molecular function: phospholipid scramblase activity. Gene Ontology annotation, biological process: plasma membrane phospholipid scrambling. Bases 1 to 642 code for a protein of 213 amino acids. The transcript is spliced from 4 exons. The record is from RefSeq and is a predicted model, not a curated record.
AUGACUCGUACUGGUCACCGCCAGACCCAGGACUGGUCACCGCCAGACCCAAGGAAAUACACUAAGAAAGAAUUGCGUGAAGAUUUAACUGGCAGUUCUAAAACUGUAGAUAAACCCUACCCAAACAAUCCUUACAUUGCGUUCGAGGCUCAAGAAGAACGUGACAAUACUAUGGCGGCUGACGGAAAUAGCAGUGAAUUAGAUAAUACCAGUUCGGAGAGUGCAAAUAACUCUCCAGUAAUUGCCAAGAAAAGCCACGUGGAGCGGUGCGACGAGGGCGGUUGUUGUGGGGGAGUGCCGGAGUAUGUGUUGGUGGACCACAGGGGCAAGAAGACACUCAAGCUGGCGGGCGAGAGUGGCAUGUGUUGCGCUGACUUCGGAUACACGUUCGAUUUGACGACAAUGGACGGACAAAAAAUCGGCCAGAUAUACAAAGAGUUCUCCAAUUGGGCUCAGGAACAUUACACUAAUGCCGACAAUUAUGUGCUCAAGUUCCCCAAAGAUCUCACAGUUCAGAUGAAAGCACUAGUACUAGGAGCUGCCAUACAGAUAGAUUACAAUCACUUCGAAGACGCAGCCCCCCAUCAUCAAGAGCAUUAUGCAUACGGGUGGGGCCACUACGGUCAUCAUGGCCAUUGGUGACCAACUUGUUGCAG